AUGACUAUCGACCACGGAAUUUCUGAUUUCAUCGCUGGCAGGUGGUGUCGAGCUGGAUGGCUGAAAGACCCGUUGAUUGAUAAGCAAUUCAAGAAAUUCCGACAAAAGAAAAAGCGCCUCCAUGUCGUCGACAGGGUUCACGUGUCAUUGAUUGCGGAGAAACCAACAAUCAACGCCAAAGGUCUUCAUCUCAUGCGUGCUGUCGUUUCCCUCGGCAGUUUCAAGUUUCAUAGAAUUGAAAUGGCGAGUAGUGAAUGA
This is a messenger RNA of Penicillium oxalicum, 258 nucleotides long. RefSeq lists its product as uncharacterized. The coding region runs from base 1 to 258 and encodes 85 amino acids. The record is from RefSeq and is a predicted model, not a curated record. The transcript has a single exon. Lineage: Eukaryota; Fungi; Ascomycota; Eurotiomycetes; Eurotiales; Aspergillaceae.